Molecule: messenger RNA, 1074 nt
Organism: Mesitornis unicolor (brown roatelo)
Lineage: Eukaryota; Metazoa; Chordata; Aves; Mesitornithiformes; Mesitornithidae
Product: putative E3 ubiquitin-protein ligase SH3RF2
Exons: 5
Biological process (GO): positive regulation of proteasomal ubiquitin-dependent protein catabolic process; protein ubiquitination; negative regulation of apoptotic process
Cellular component (GO): nucleoplasm
Molecular function (GO): protein phosphatase 1 binding; ubiquitin protein ligase activity
Source: RefSeq, a predicted model, not a curated record
GCCAGCACCGCCGCCAGGCAGCUCCUGCAGACCAGCAAAGGCCCCUGGUCCCCCCAGUUCAAGUGCGCGUCCCUGCGGACGGCCUCUCCCAAAGCCAAGGGCGCGGAUUCGCCCCCCUUCCCCAAGGUGCCCGACUCCAGGCGGAAGAGCCUGCGGCCGUUCUCCAUCACCACCGCCCUCAACACCCUCAACCGCAUGGUCCACGCGCCCGGCGAGCGCCCGGCACUGGAGAUCAGCUCCCCCGUGCUCAUCAGCUCCAGCAACCCCACCGUGGCCACGCAGAGCAGUGAGAAAGCCGAGUUUCCCUACGCAUCCCCUCUCCAGGUCAGUGCGUCUUACUACCCGGGAUCGCUGGGGCACUCGGCAGCCAUCGUCACGCUGCCCCACCUGCAGCACCACGUCUCAGCCUACUUGUGCGUGGCUCUCCACUCCUACGCGCCCCACGGCCCCGACGAGCUGGAGCUGCAGAAGGGAGAAGGGGUGCGCGUUUUCGGGAAGGAGCACGAGGGCUGGCUGCGGGGCAUGUCCCUGGUCACCGGCAGGGUCGGCGUCUUCCCCAGCAACUACGUCGCGCCCCUCUUCAGUCUGCCCGCCGCCUCGCUCCCCUCCGGGGGGAGCAUCUCCGAGAACGGCCCCAGACAAAGCCGGCCCCUGAAGCCGGCGCUGCUGCCCGUGCCCGUCCCCUCGCCCGGCCGCAGCACGGCCACCGCGGGACAGAGCUCGCUGCGGCGCGGACGCGGCAGCGCCAGGAAGAAUGGGUCCCUGCAGCGCCCGGGGCAGGCGGGGACCCCCGUGCACGUGGCCGGCUCCCUCAGGCGCCCGUCCGUGGCCACGCUGCGCCCUCCGCAGUUUCAGCUGUACCAGCACAUCAGCAUCCCCGGAGCAGGCGUCUCCCACGAGGCUUCCCCGGCGCUGGUGGUCAGGGGGGACAGCAGAACCCCUUCCGUCUGCAGCUCCGUGAUCCUGGACGCCAAGGACCCUCCUGCAAAGAGUGAGGCUGCUCCUAAGCCGCCCGCGUCCGCCCCGCCGUCCAUCCUGGUGAAGCCGGACACCUCGCGCAACAGCGCCGACAAG